AUGAGCGCCAACGGGAACAGUCGUAGUGCUGAUGCUGCCCGUCAGCAGGCCCAGAUCCAGCCGUGUCGGUACAAAGUGGGCAAGACCCUCGGUGCAGGAUCAUACUCUGUCGUCAAAGAGUGUGUCCACAUAGAUACCGGACGCUACUAUGCUGCCAAAGUCAUCAACAAGCGGCUGAUGGCUGGCCGCGAGCACAUGGUUCGAAACGAAAUCGCAGUCCUGAAGAAGGUGUCAAUGGGCCACCAGAACAUCCUGACUCUCGUCGACUACUUCGAGACGAUGAACAACCUCUACCUAGUCACUGAUCUGGCUUUGGGUGGAGAGCUCUUUGACCGCAUCUGCCGAAAGGGCUCGUACUAUGAGUCUGAUGCCGCUGACCUGAUCCGAGCCACCCUCUCUGCCGUCGCCUACCUGCACGACCAUGGUAUCGUCCAUCGCGACCUGAAGCCCGAGAACCUCCUAUUCCGAACACCGGAAGAUAACGCAGACCUGUUGAUUGCGGACUUUGGUCUCAGCCGUAUCAUGGAUGAAGAGCAGUUCCACGUCUUGACGACCACCUGUGGCACCCCCGGCUACAUGGCCCCAGAGAUCUUCAAGAAGACGGGCCACGGCAAGCCUGUUGAUAUCUGGGCUCUCGGCGUCAUCACCUAUUUCCUUCUCUGCGGCUACACACCCUUUGACCGUGACUCGGAUUUCGAGGAGAUGCAGGCCAUCCUUAAAGCAGAGUACGACUUUCGGCCCUCAGAGUACUGGCGCGGCGUUUCCGAGGAUGCUAAGGACUUUGUCCGCCGCUGUCUGACUGUUGACGCGACCAAGAGACCCACUGCCCAUGAGGCUCUCCAGCAUGCCUUCGUUGCCGGUUCGCUUUCAGGAGGCGAGAAGAACGAGAACAAUCUGCUGCCGACAGUAAAGAAAAACUUCAAUGCCAGGCGCACCCUGCAUGCGGCCAUUGACACAGUCCGUGCUAUCAACAAACUACGGGAGGGACAGAGCAACCUGAUGGACGGCGCCGCAUCCAAGGAACCGGCACGAGGCGCAAGACCGCAGCAACAGGGCAACGGCGCCACUCGCAAGGAAGACAGUGCUAUAAGUCUUGGAGGCGGUGGCUUGACCCAGAAGGACUCUGGGUACGGCACGACCUCUGAGUUGCAAGACGUCGUUAUGACCGAUGCUGUGCCAGCCAUUCUGCAGCCUGGCAAUGCCCAAAACCGGGUCACCGAGACGAGUAAGGGUCUUUGGUCACCGCCGCCGCGGCGAUGA
Verticillium alfalfae VaMs.102 is the source of this 1260-nucleotide messenger RNA. RefSeq names its product calcium/calmodulin-dependent protein kinase. The transcript has 2 exons. Gene Ontology annotation, molecular function: calcium/calmodulin-dependent protein kinase activity; calmodulin binding; ATP binding. Bases 1 to 1260 code for a protein of 419 amino acids. Gene Ontology annotation, biological process: protein phosphorylation; cellular response to oxidative stress. The record is from RefSeq and is a predicted model, not a curated record. Lineage: Eukaryota; Fungi; Ascomycota; Sordariomycetes; Glomerellales; Plectosphaerellaceae.